UGUAUCCAUAAAACGCUAGUAUUUCCGAUAUGAGCAUUUGACUCAACAAGUGCUCAGCAGCCUGUCACACAAGUGAUGGAACACACUAAGCACACCGAGUUCAUGUCGAAGGACAAAAAGGAUACUGAGGACACUAGUCUGGGCCUCAAUGGAUACUUUGACAGCGUGCUCCAAAGACCUCUCGUUGCUCUCGAGGAUCGGGCCGCGGAGUCCGGCUCGCACCGAUCGGCGGUCUCGGGGACUGAGAGCUGGAAUGAGGAGGGCACCAGAAGUGUGGAGGACAACGAGGUGAACCUCCCGUCUCUGGCCGCAGCCUACACGACCAUUUUACGUGGGCUUGGGGAGGACCCAGGGCGGCAGGGUCUCGUCAAAACUCCAUGGAGAGCUGCCACAGCCAUGCAGUUCUUCACCAAGGGCUACCAGGAGACAAUCAUCGAUGUGUUGAAUGAUGCUAUCUUUGAUGAGGACCACGACGAGAUGGUGAUCGUCAAAGACAUUGACAUGUUUUCCAUGUGCGAACAUCAUUUGGUCCCCAUCAUUGGCAGGGUUCACAUUGGUUACCUUCCCAACAAGCGAGUUCUGGGUCUCAGCAAGCUGGCCAGGAUGAAGAAUAUUGUCAACAAUGGAGUCCAGCCGAUACCACGCCAAGGUCCUCCUCCCACCCACCCUCGCCUGAAACCACCGUCAAAUAAGAAGCGAAAGGCCCCUCCUCCACCCAUGAAGACUAUCUGUAAAUCUGACUGAUAUUUACCGGGUCUUUUCCAAAAUUAACCCGUAUGGAGUACAAGCAUUUUUCAUCCCUGUAAUUAUAAGGGACAGAAAGUUGGUCAAAAAGAUAUGGCACCAAAAAAACAGAACUUCCAACUUAGUUAUAAAAUGUGAGUCUAUCGAACCAUUCUCUCCAAUCAUCUCUGCGAGACUAUCUCUUUUUAAUAUCAGGUCAUUGGGUAACAAAUCAAUGUUAAUCAAUGACAUCAUUACAACGUAUGAUCUGUAUUUUUUGUUAUUAAAUGAAAUGUGGUUAACAGAAAGUAGCUGUAAUACCAUUUUAAAUGAGGCAACACCAGCAGAUUUAAAUUUUAUGAACAAGUGUCGUACAGGGAAAAAAGGUGGUGGUAUUGUUGUUAUUUUCAAAUCAUUAUUUCAAUUUAAACAAAUUAUACUGGGUGAAUUUAGCUCUUUUGAAUAUCUGUGUUUUUUAGUUAAGGGUGACCCAAAGGUAAUAAAUUUAAUCAUUUAUAGACCUCCAAGAUACAAUGGAAAAUUUCUGGAGGAUUUUUCAGAACUGCUGUCAGUUAUUUGUACUGAGUACAACUACUUUGUCGUAACAGGGGACUUUAACAUUCACGUUGACAAUACCAUAGAAAAAACAUCCAAAGAACUUUCUGCAACAAUAGACACGUUUGACCUCUCUCAACAUAUUAAGGGUCCAACUCACACUUAAGGUUGCAUCUUAGACCUGGUCAUCUCUCAAGAUGUUGAAAUUCCAUCAAUUGACAUUAAGGAUAUGGCUGUUUCUGACCAUUCUUGGGUAUUUUUUUCAUUACAGAUUGUUCAAAAAGUUCAGACAGCUUCUAUAGGAAAUGGUACAUAAAUUAGAGUACUACCACUAAGUUUAUGGAGACUGGCUGUGCCACAGACUGUGAAUGCUGAGACUGUUGAUGGACCUUUGGACAGACCAUCCUGAGGCGACCUAGAACACUGUGGAAGAGCACAAUGAUGGUCAAGAGAUCUAAAUCGGAUUGUAGGAAAGCAGAACGCAAGUGGAGAAAAACUAAACUCCAAAUUGACUAUGACCUCUACAUACAGUUUCUUUGUCAUUUUAACCAAGAGUUAGUUAGAGCUAGACAGCAACACUUUUCUGAAUUCAUCAGUAAGAACCUCAACAAUAAUUAAUAGAAACCAAUAAUUAUUUUUUCCUGUCGCAAUUUAAAACCAGUCACCAGCCUCUAGUUUUUGGAUCACUUUUACUUCGGUUAAUUUAGAUUUAGAAGAAGGGGUACUUGUAGUUAUCUCUGUGUCCUUGAGACUCUUCUUGCCUUCGUAAAGAAGUAAGGUGAGGUGUAUUUGCUUCUUCAUAAAAAGGUGGUUUCAAAGGUACUUUGGUAGUGCUCAAAAUCAUUUGGAGUGUCAAAGGUUUUUCAUAGUAGGACAACAUUCCUACACUCCACAGAUGUGUCAUAAGGAGGAAGAAUGUUGUCACGAUUGUGACCACGCCACAGCCUCCUAAUUUGAGACUUAACGACUUUUAGGGUAGGCAUUUUAUCGAGGUGUCCCUAAUAAGUGAGGUGUCUUUUAAUGUCUUCUUUGACUUUUUGAUAUUUUUAGACGCUAUAAGUCUACAUACACCCAGCCUCGAGUCAGCUUUUCGCUCACCUUACCAAAUGCAUCCUAGACUGAAAUGGCCUUUUUACAAUGUGUCAAAUUAACCUAAAUUUUGUUUUCUAUUUUAUUUAUUUAUUUUUUAAGCUGUUGGCAUUGUCGGUAACUCCUUCCUCAUGCCUCUCACAAGUACCCAGCCUCCCAACUCCACUACUUUGGCCUCCUGUUGAGAGCCUGAAAGAUCCUUAUCACUUGGUGCUUGUGUGUGUCCCUGUUAUUUUAACUUUAUUUUACUUUAUUUAACGUUAUUUUUAUUUUUUCCUCAUAUAGUCAGCUAAAUUCAAAUCAUCCUUAGUUUCAUAUUGGCCUUAUAAACAAUGUUUCAUGCAGUUUUUUAGGCCUGAAAUAGUCAUAAUGUUGAUGUAAAAUUUAACAAAAUCUAAACUUUGUCCAUAGUAUGUUUCCUCCAUAGACUUUUUAAUCUGUUUGCCUAUAAGUGCAAUGUUUUAAAUCAUGAAAAUUUGUCCCGAUUUUGACAAAUUCUCUUUUUUUCUUUGAUUUACCAAAACGCGUGCCAUUGGCACUGUUAAUUGCUUUUGGAAUGUUAUAGCGUCGUACUAUGUCCUUACAUAAUAUAUUUGCUACUGUUAGAGCGCCAAAGUGUUUUGUUGGAAAUAACUAUCCAUUUAGAGAAUGUUUCUGUAAUGGCCAUACAACAUUUUUUUCCUUCACUUCGAUCUAAUUCAAUAAAAUCUAUAUAUAUUUUUGAACGGGAUAAUUAGGUUCCGGAAACCUCCCCCUUUUUGGUCUGAGCCUUGUGGGUUAUGUUUAGCACAGAUCAAACAUGCUUUACACAUUUUUUUGAUAAAUUGUAUCAUGCAUCUAGUCUUCAUUUCCCUCCUGUUUGAGACAUGUAAAAAUUUACAUAAUGUUUUUUUUGUAAACUGGGUUUUUAGUUCUGUGCUAACAUAAACUCCACCUUUUUUAUUUAUUUAUUGCUCCUUGUUUGUGCCAAUUUUCCUGUUCUUGCAUUAGGCUUUAUUGUUGCAUAUUAAUAGGUGUUUGGUUAUCUAAAUGUUGUUGUGACAUUGUCUCUUUUUGUCCCAGAAAUGUUUUUGAAGAUUUCUUCCUUGGCCGUUCUAUCCGGAAAAUCAUUUACUCUUUAGACUAAGGCUGUUUUGUGUGUGUGUGUGUGUGUGUGUGUGUGUGUGUGUGUGUGUGUGUGUGUGUGUCUGUCAAGGACAUUUGCAUUCAGCUAAGGUCUGUGGCCGUUGCACUGCUUCUAUUUUUCUGAUGAGUUCCACAUAUGGAACUGAUUUGCCUGUUGUCAUCAUACUUCUAUUCUUUCAAAAUUACGCAACGGUGGGUACUGUGGCAAAUGCACAUAAACCAUUUGUGUAAAUAGUAACAUCCUUUCCUCAUUAUUUUACACACUUCUUUUAAUACUACACAUGCUGCUGGCUGAGCAAUUUAAUGCUUGACGCUCAUCUUUUUAUUGCAGUGUGUCCAUGUUGUUGCACGAAGCUGAGGUUUGCUGUUGUCUGGCAAGGCCCCUCCCGUGAUUGACACUAAAACUUGUUAUAUUUGGCAAAGGGCUUUUUUCUGCUCCAUCAGUUUAUUUCAACAAUGUCACUUUUAAGUCUAUCUCAUAUAUUAUUUAACUUGUUUUAGUCCAAUGUGCCUUAGCUGCGAAUUUCCUCUUUUGAACCAGGUUAGGGUUAGGUUAUUCUUCAACUGCUGUUCAAGAGGCCCAUUUGCAUUUUUAUCUUCCUGCCACCCGCUAUUAAUCUUUAAUACAGUUGUCAUUUUCACUCUGUAUUCCUCAAAAGGCUCCUUUUGUUUUACUCUUUUUGUUUAAUUUGGUCUGUCUAAAAUGCUGGGUUGCUCUCACAAUUUUCAAAUUUGAUUUAUGUUGGAUUUGUGUGAAGUGAUAACUUCCACACCUUUUUGACAUCAUUUUUGUUCAAGUCCUAUACAUUAAA
Molecule: messenger RNA, 4304 nt
Organism: Syngnathoides biaculeatus (alligator pipefish)
Lineage: Eukaryota; Metazoa; Chordata; Actinopteri; Syngnathiformes; Syngnathidae
Gene: gch1
Product: GTP cyclohydrolase 1
Exons: 4
Coding region: 76-744 (222 amino acids)
Biological process (GO): tetrahydrofolate biosynthetic process; tetrahydrobiopterin biosynthetic process
Cellular component (GO): cytoplasm
Molecular function (GO): GTP cyclohydrolase I activity; GTP binding; zinc ion binding
Source: RefSeq, a predicted model, not a curated record